Molecule: messenger RNA, 2228 nt
Organism: Ylistrum balloti
Lineage: Eukaryota; Metazoa; Mollusca; Bivalvia; Pectinida; Pectinidae
Product: arylsulfatase B-like
Exons: 14
Coding region: 57-1550 (497 amino acids)
Source: RefSeq, a predicted model, not a curated record
AGCGAUACUCAAAGAAAGCACAGGAAGACAAGUCUGUUCUCCGAUACAGACGUAACAUGGACGGGGUGCUAUCAUUGCUCGUGUCAUGUGUAUGGGCGUUUCUUUUGUUGGUUUGCUGUGGGGAGGCCAAACCACCGAAUAUAGUGUUCAUGGUCGCUGAUGAUUACGGUUGGAAUGAUGUGGGCUUCCGCAACCCCGAUAUGAUCACACCCAACAUCGACAAGCUAGCAUACGAGGGAGUUAUACUGAAUCAAUCCUAUGUACAGCCAGUAUGCACACCGUCUAGGAACGCUUUCAUGACGGGAGUGUAUCCUUUCAAAGCUGGACUGCAGCAUGGUGCGUUAUUACCUGGAGAAGCUGUAUGUUCACCAUUCAAUAAACCGUUUCUCCCAGAAUAUUUGAAGAAACUGGGUUAUGAAACUCAUGCUAUUGGAAAGUGGCAUCUUGGAUUCUGUAACUGGAAUUGUACCCCAACCUACAGAGGAUUUGACUCAUUCUAUGGGUUUUACCAGGGCCAAGAACAUUACUAUAACCGUACUGUAGCCGGCGGUAAGGAUUUCAGAGACGAUAAACAAGCCGUUAUGCCCGAUGUCACGAAAUAUUCAACCUACAUCUAUGCUGAUCGUGCCAAAAAGUUGAUAUCCCAACACGACAAGACAAAGCCGUUCUACUUGUAUUUCCCGUUUCAGUCUGUCCACGAACCGAUAGAGGUUCCUGUGAGUUACGAGAAUAUGUAUAGUAAAAUCAAAAGUGAGGGAAGGAGAAAAUACUGUGGUAUGGUGACGGCUAUGGACGACCUGGUUGGGAAUGUGACGGCCGCCCUGAAGGAGAACGGAAUGUAUGAUGACACACUCUUCGUCUUCACUGCCGACAAUGGAGGAUGGCCAAUAUUCCAUGGUAACAACUACCCUCUACGAGGUGGAAAAGUCACCGUGUAUGAGGGAGGCACUCGGGCAACAGCAUUCAUUAAUGGUAAAAUGCUAGAGAAAACAGGAUACACUUACAAUGGCAUGAUGCACGCCGUUGAUUGGAUGCCAACCAUAUUGUCUGCUGCAGGUGGUAAAGUUGAAUCGGAAGUCGACGGCAUUGACCAAUGGGAUAAUUUGAGGACUGGUGCCGAUUCCAGUAGAACCGAGUUCAUCUAUAAUUUGGACGAUAAGAAUCCCCCUUUGCAAGGUCAUGCGGCUAUCAGAGUUGGUGAUUACAAACUGAUCGAAGGCUUCCCAGGACUUUAUCCAGGAUGGUAUAAACCGGAGGAAGUGGCGGUGGAAGUAAGCUCUAACCCGAAGGAAUGUGGAUUUAACACGACAGAUAAAGAGCAAAAUGAUAAGCCUGAUAAAGUUAAAUGGCUGGGGAGAGAGCUGUACAAUCUGAAGGAUGACCCAUAUGAACGUCACGACCUGUCAUUGUCACACAAGGACAUUGCGGAUACACUGAGCGCAAAAAUGGCAGAAUAUCAUAAACAGAUGAUUCCCGCCAAUGCUCCAGGAAAUUCUCCUGCUUCUAAUCCUCAGAAUUACAACGGAUAUUGGACACCUGGCUGGUGUUGAAGAAAUUCAGUAUUACACAGGAUCAAUGAUCAUUUUUGUUGUCCAAUAAGUUAACCUACACGAGAUAUAGAAUAUUUUGAUUUAAAUAUAUUCUAUAUAAUUCACAAUUUCAGCUGUAGACUUUUUAAAAUAAGAUUUUUUUCGAGAGGUUUCUUUUUGCCGCUAUUCCUUGAAAUAUACCUUGGAAAUUUCAGUUAUCGAAAUCAAACAAUUUUUACAAACUAAAACAAGUUUUUUAUUGCGAUAUGCACGCCAAAGAGCAAACGCCAUGACAAAAUAAGACAAAAAAAAUCAUGACACAAAAAGGAUGUCUUAGAUAAAGACUCCCACAUCGACAACUUAAAAGACAAGCAAAACCUUAGACAAAGAUAAAACAUUGUAAAACAUCAACAUGAUUAUACGCCAUAUAAGAUAAUUUUAUCUCGAAUACAAUAUCUAACAUCAGGAACAACAGAAAUUCAAGUAUCGGAAACGUGGGCACAUACCAUGUCAAACUGAAGUUAAGUAAUGAAUACAAGAAUUUAUGGUAUGAAAAAGCGAAAUGUUUACCAUCUAGAUCAAAGACAAACUGACCACAAAAGACCUUAAACGGUGAUUCGUGUUAUACAAGUGUUUAUCUUUCAUAUAUCUAGACAAACACUUUACAGUCACUUGAAUUAUAUAUCACUACAUGAUUUG